GCCGCAUACGUGAAAAAGCGAAGUUGCAAAACGAAGCAGAAACAGCGCAAACGCUAGAAAAGAGCGGCAGGGCCAAAAAUUAAGUGAAAAAGUGGUCAUAAAAACGCCGUCAAAAUUAUUAAAAACGCUCAAAACGCAGGCCGAAAGUCCCUGACUAAAAUGGCUAUCCAGCUGGACAAGAUUCUGGCGGAUAUUUCCAAGGAAAAGGCUCUGCACCCAAACAACGCCAGUGCCACCAAACAGGAGCAGGAUGACGCCUGGGCGCGCAUUGGUCGCCUCAACAAGCUGACUGUGCACGAGUCUCGCUCCAUUUUCAUAGUGCUGCAAAAAAAAUACGAGCAGGAGAAAUUGAAAGGUAACUCCGGCUGGAAAUUGUUUGGGCUCAUGCAAAAAAUUCACCAGGAGCCCAAGACGGUGGUCAAAACGGAAGAUGAGCAAUUGCCAAUGGAGGAAGUGGAGGAGUAUGAAAUGCUAGAAGUGCAGGAGCAGGAAGAAGAUGAUGACGAUAGCUCUGCCACUACGACUCGGCCACAAUAUGGCCAGCCAACCAAUUCCACAGGUUCAGCCAGCUCGGAUGGCGACAGUCCCACAAAAUCGAAUAGUACUGGUGGCGGCACACCCGAAAAAGAGGAUAAACCAUACGCUAAACCCAAUGUGGAUACGCCACGUCCAGCAUUCGAGGAGAAGAAGCUGCUAAAUACCAUGGCCAACAACAAUCCGCAACGCUCACAGACUAACUCACAGGCCAAUGCUGUCUCCGUGGCGGCAGCGGCACUUCAAAAGAAAGGUAUUACCUUGAAAAAGACACCGAGCAGCGCCGCAGCUGGACACAAAUCAACGGCAGCGGCAACGGCACAACAACAACAAUCGAACAGCAAUAAGGCUACGGCCUCCGUACGCACCACAAUCCAACUUCCCGAUUCGAUGAAGCGCAAGUUGUCUGAUGAGUGCGCCAGUUCGGCAUCGCAAAAGAAACUCCAGAAAACACAGACUAGCCCCAAGGGCAGCCACGCAGCAGCUGCUGCUGCUGCUGCUGCUGCUGCUGCUGCUGCUGCUGAACCUUCAACUCCAACUUCUGCCCCAACCAAUGUGGUGCACACGACCACUGCUCAGUUGCUGCAGGUAAAGAAAGAGCGUGAAAGCAAUCAAUCACCACCGCCGGGCAUUAACAUCAUAACCAUACCUGCCGCCUCACAGCAGCUCAACGGCAAUCUCGGUGGUGGCGGCGGUGCCAACUCUUCGACAGGGGCUACAAUGGCCUCCACAUCGGUGGCCAGCACCAAUGGUUAUUCUCCGCACCUCGAAGAGCUGGACUUUAAGAACGAAAUCAUAUUUGAUUCGAGCAAAGUGAAUGCCGGCUCCCAUAACACAGCAGAAAUAAUUAAUUUGGGCAACUUUGAUAACUCGCUGCCGCCGACAUUCUUCAAAAAUCUAUGCAAUUCAACGCGCCAUGAGGCACUCGGUCUCUAUGUGGCCAAUGUGAUGAAUCGAAUCUCACAACGCGCCGCUGCCAAACUGGAACUGGGCAUACUACGUGCCAUUGUGGACGUGCAAAGCGAUGAACUGGAGCAGUAACAAUUUGAUCAAGAUUGACGGAAAAA
Molecule: messenger RNA, 1601 nt
Organism: Drosophila montana
Lineage: Eukaryota; Metazoa; Arthropoda; Insecta; Diptera; Drosophilidae
Gene: Map60
Product: Microtubule-associated protein 60
Exons: 2
Coding region: 160-1575 (471 amino acids)
Source: RefSeq, a predicted model, not a curated record